AUGGAUUGCCCUAUACCAGCAUGUGCAAAGUGCACAUUGAAUUGCUUAUUGAUUCAUGGGAAGAAUAAGGACCCAUCAACUGUUGCUACCUCUUUUUUCAAAAUCAUGAUUGGUGAUAAUUUUUCAAAAGUUCUGUUCUUGCCUCCUAAAUUUGCCCGAACAGUGUCAGACUUGAUUGAUCAAAAAACUCAGCUGGAGGAUGCAAGCGGGCAGAGGUGGACGGUAACAUUAUCCAAAUAUGAUGGGUCCUUGGCUUUCCAACAGGGAUGGCCUGCUUUUUCACUCGAACAUGGUCUAGAAAUUGAAGAUUUUGUGUUAUUCCAUUACAUAGAGCAAUCUCACUUUGUUGUUCAAAUCUAUGGAAAAAGUGGGUGUGAAAAACUCUAUUUUUCAAAGGAAAAUAGCAAUCAGAAGAAACGAACAAAGGCUAACAGAGAUUCCUGUGCCAAAGAUGAACAAUGCCACACAAUUGAUAAUGUUUCUAUAAAUUCUAUGAACAAAGAGGGUUCAAAUACUUCUACUGUAUCUGGUUCUGAAGGUGAAAUAAGCCGAAGGCUGCCAAUGGCAACCACGUAUACCACUUCAAACAUUGAUAACGUCAAUGAAAGGCUUCAUCAUGUUCCCAGAACAAAAUGCAUCGAAGAACCAUUUUAUAUGAUUGAUAGAGAUUCUGGGAGGACAUCCGGUGUUGAUGGAACUAAAGAAGUUCUGGUAGAAGAUGUAAGGCCCCUUUCCCAUGUUAAUACAAUGCCGCAAUCUCAAGCUGAAGUCGAAAUAGUGGACAAGUUACCUGUGACUGAAGAGGUAGUGAGGCAGACAACGCUUUCAGAUGUACCUAACUUGCCAAUUCUUGAGAAAAUAAGGAGUUUCAAAUGA
This is a messenger RNA of Camellia sinensis, 876 nucleotides long. The record is from RefSeq and is a predicted model, not a curated record. Lineage: Eukaryota; Viridiplantae; Streptophyta; Magnoliopsida; Ericales; Theaceae.